CUGUCGGAUGCAAGGAUCUGACGGACACGGAGCUUUACGGCUGGCAGGACCCUUACGUGGUGCUGCAGUACGGCUCACAAUGCAAGCGCACAGCCACUCACAAAGACGGCCACACGACCCCCAGGUGGAACGAGACCGUCCGCAUCAACUACCAGCCCAACGUGUUUGACCUGACGGUGGGCGUGUGGAACGAGAACACCUUCAGCCAAGACAGCCCCAUUGGCGGCUGCAAGGUGAGUAUCACCGCCGCGCUGGAUGCAGGGGUGUUUGACACGUGGCAUCCUCUUUACACAUCAAAGCAAGUGAAGAAGGGCAGCAUUCGCCUGAGAAUCAAAUACCAUCCA
Closterium sp. Naga37s-1 is the source of this 344-nucleotide messenger RNA. The record is from the annotation of a GenBank genome assembly. Lineage: Eukaryota; Viridiplantae; Streptophyta; Zygnematophyceae; Desmidiales; Closteriaceae.